Molecule: messenger RNA, 401 nt
Organism: Camelina sativa (false flax)
Lineage: Eukaryota; Viridiplantae; Streptophyta; Magnoliopsida; Brassicales; Brassicaceae
Source: RefSeq, a predicted model, not a curated record
ACAAAAAUAAAAUUGGAGUCGAAAAGAAAAUUGCAAGACAUGAAGUUUACAACAUUGGUAAUGCUCGUACUGGUGAUAGUAAUCCAACUGUCUCCAACGUUGAUCAGAGCCACCACAAUAGCUGAAGGUGCGAAUCCGAUCGAAGAGAAACUACAAUGCAUUGUGAUGAAUGUUAUUAUACCAUGUUUACUACCGUUGACCAAUCCUUUAAUCCAACCAGUCGCACAUUGCUGUCAAGUAAUGGUAGAAUACAAACCGUGUUUAUGUCAAUUCAUAAAAGGCGAAUGGUCACAAGUUCUUUUUAAUUCUCCAAAUGCUCGCAAAACCUACAAAGCUUGUCAUAUCCCUUUUCCUAUUUGUUGAAAACCUUAUUACAUCUAUAAAAUAAUUAAUAUGUAAUG